Sphaeroforma arctica JP610 is the source of this 534-nucleotide messenger RNA. RefSeq lists its product as hypothetical. The record is from RefSeq and is a predicted model, not a curated record. The transcript has 2 exons. Lineage: Eukaryota; Ichthyosporea; Ichthyophonida. Bases 355 to 534 code for a protein of 59 amino acids.
CUCUCACAAGAGUGUUCACCGUGUUAUUGCAGUCUUCAGACAUCAGCGAGAGUCUCCAGUCUCCACAGACCAUCAUACCAGUCACCAAUAAGCGAACGCAAAAGCCGAACGAUACAAGGCGAUAAUCGCUCAAAAAGAUAACUAUUGUCAAUGAAUAAUAAUAAAAACUAUAUGAACGAGGGUGCUUGACUAUCCUAAUGCAGCCUCUGGAAUCUGGACUUUAUCGCGACUGAACCAGUUUUUAGAGAUAUACAGCUCCCACCUGCUUCAAGAACGUCACAUUUACCUCACUGCCGAGUAUCCUUGAUUGUGGGACACUUCAAACCCCAAAUUAUUGUAUCCAUUUGUAUCAAAAUGAGCCGAGACUUCAUCAACAAGCUGGAUCAGCAAUACAUCUCCACUCAUCCGGAGCUGGUUCGUCUUCUUCGUAAGGGGGAGGGGAUCAAUGACCUGCUAGCGUGGGAUGCAGAUACUGUACUUCUGAAAUGGGUGAAUUAUCAUCUAGCUCGAGUAUGUAUCUUUUUCGAACAGUAA